AUGAAACGUCAUUCUGGUGAGUGCAGAGCGGGAGUUUUCUACAAAUGUUGGAAGGAAGGUCACAUGAAGUGCAAAUGUCCGACAUGGGAACAAUUUGGCAAUAAGGAGGAACAGAAGAAGAAUCACAAGUACGUCCCAGCCAGAGUCUUCGCCAUCACCGAAGCUGAAGCUGAGGCAAACCCUUCCGUCGUAACAAGUCAGAUCCCAAUGGCCAAUACCACGUGUAAAAUUUUAUUUGAUUCUGGUGCAUCACACUCUUUUAUUUCUAGUAGAACUAUAAAUGUUAUAAAUACACCUAGUGAAUUAUUUAAUGUGAGGUUUGGGACUAUGUUACCCUCCGAGGAAAUUGUAAUUUCUAAAAAUUGGGUUAAAGAUGUACCUUUAUGGGUAGAUGGGAUGGAAUUGUAUGUAGACCUGAUUGUAUUAGAGUUAUCUAAUUUUGAUGUAAUUUUGGGGAUGGAUUUUCAUUCCAAAUACGGAGCAUCUAUCGACUGCAAACGCAAGAAAAUGAUCUUUGCACCGGAAGGUGGAGAUCUGUUUGAGUUCGAAGGCAUAAGCAAGAAACCCAUAACUCCUAUCAUAUCAGCGAUGAAAGCCAGAGAAAUGUUGCAACACUGA
Humulus lupulus (European hop) is the source of this 618-nucleotide messenger RNA. RefSeq lists its product as uncharacterized. The transcript has a single exon. The record is from RefSeq and is a predicted model, not a curated record. Gene Ontology annotation, biological process: proteolysis. Lineage: Eukaryota; Viridiplantae; Streptophyta; Magnoliopsida; Rosales; Cannabaceae. Bases 1 to 618 code for a protein of 205 amino acids. Gene Ontology annotation, molecular function: aspartic-type endopeptidase activity.